GCGUGCCCCGGGGGUCCCGGGAGGUGGGGGCGCGCCUUGGGGGAGGUGGCCGAAAGUUUUCCCCAGCCCGGGAAUGAGCGGCGGGCACCAGGCAUCGGGGCCAGCGCAGCCGCCGACCGCUGCCCGUGGCACGCACCUCCGAGGAUGUCGCUGCUCCCCCUUCCCGCACAGCUAAUUUGACAGGACAUGCUGAGAAGGUGGGAAUAGAAAAUUUUGAGCUCCUGAAGGUCCUAGGAACUGGAGCUUAUGGAAAAGUAUUUCUAGUUCGUAAAAUAAGUGGCCAUGAUACUGGAAAGCUGUAUGCCAUGAAAGUUUUGAAAAAGGCAACAAUCGUUCAAAAGGCCAAAACCACAGAGCAUACAAGGACAGAACGACAAGUCCUGGAGCACAUUAGGCAGUCGCCAUUUUUGGUGACAUUACAUUAUGCUUUCCAGACAGAAACCAAACUUCAUCUCAUUUUAGAUUAUAUAAAUGGUGGUGAACUUUUUACUCAUCUUUCUCAAAGAGAGCGUUUCACAGAGCAUGAGGUGCAGAUUUAUGUUGGAGAGAUUGUGCUUGCCCUCGAACAUCUCCACAAGUUGGGGAUUAUAUAUCGUGAUAUUAAGCUUGAGAAUAUUCUACUUGAUUCUAAUGGCCAUGUGGUGCUGACAGAUUUUGGUCUGAGUAAGGAGUUUGUGGCUGAUGAAACUGAAAGAGCAUAUUCCUUUUGUGGAACUAUUGAAUACAUGGCACCAGAUAUUGUCAGAGGGGGAGAUUCAGGACAUGACAAGGCAGUUGACUGGUGGAGUUUGGGUGUUCUAAUGUAUGAAUUACUAACUGGAGCAUCUCCUUUCACUGUUGAUGGAGAAAAAAAUUCCCAAGCUGAGAUAUCUAGGAGAAUAUUAAAAAGUGAGCCUCCAUAUCCCCAAGAAAUGAGUGCUUUAGCUAAAGACCUAAUUCAGCGUCUUUUGAUGAAAGAUCCCAAGAAGAGAUUGGGAUGUGGUCCACGUGAUGCAGAUGAAAUCAAAGAACAUCUCUUCUUUCAGAAAAUAAAUUGGGAUGAUUUAGCCGCCAAAAAAGUGCCUGCACCAUUUAAGCCAGUCAUUCGAGAUGAAUUAGAUGUGAGUAACUUUGCAGAAGAGUUCACAGAAAUGGAUCCCACUUAUUCUCCCGCAGCCCUGCCCCAGAGUUCUGAGAAGCUGUUUCAGGGCUAUUCCUUUGUUGCUCCUUCCAUCCUAUUCAAGCGUAAUGCAGCUGUCAUAGACCCUCUUCAGUUUCACAUGGGAGUUGAACGUCCUGGAGUGACAAAUGUUGCCAGGAGUGCAAUGAUGAAGGACUCUCCAUUCUAUCAACACUAUGACCUAGAUUUGAAGGACAAACCCCUGGGAGAAGGUAGUUUUUCAAUUUGUCGAAAGUGUGUGCAUAAAAAAAGUAACCAAGCUUUUGCAGUCAAAAUAAUCAGCAAAAGGAUGGAAGCCAAUACUCAGAAGGAAAUAACAGCUCUGAAACUCUGUGAAGGACACCCCAAUAUUGUGAAGUUGCAUGAAGUUUUUCAUGAUCAGCUUCACACGUUUCUAGUGAUGGAACUUCUGAAUGGAGGAGAACUGUUUGAACGCAUUAAGAAAAAGAAGCACUUCAGUGAGACGGAAGCCAGCUACAUCAUGAGGAAGCUUGUUUCAGCUGUAAGCCACAUGCAUGAUGUUGGAGUGGUGCACAGGGAUCUGAAACCUGAGAAUUUAUUGUUCACCGAUGAAAAUGACAAUUUGGAAAUUAAAAUAAUUGAUUUUGGAUUUGCACGGCUAAAGCCACCGGAUAAUCAGCCCCUAAAGACUCCAUGCUUCACCCUUCAUUAUGCGGCCCCAGAGCUCUUGAAUCAGAACGGCUACGAUGAGUCCUGUGACCUGUGGAGCUUGGGCGUCAUCUUGUACACAAUGUUGUCAGGACAGGUUCCCUUCCAAUCUCAUGACCGAAGUUUGACGUGUACCAGCGCGGUGGAAAUCAUGAAGAAAAUUAAAAAGGGAGAUUUCUCCUUUGAAGGAGAAGCCUGGAAGAAUGUAUCCCAAGAGGCUAAAGAUUUGAUCCAAGGACUUCUCACAGUAGAUCCAAACAAAAGGCUUAAAAUGUCUGGCUUGAGGUACAAUGAAUGGCUACAAGAUGGCAGUCAGCUGUCCUCCAAUCCUCUGAUGACUCCGGAUAUUCUAGGAUCUUCCGGAGCUGCCGUGCAUACCUGUGUGAAAGCAACCUUCCACGCCUUUAACAAAUACAAGAGAGAGGGGUUUUGCCUUCAGAAUGUCGAUAAGGCCCCUUUGGCUAAGAGAAGAAAAAUGAAAAAGACUAGCACCAGUACCGAGACGCGCAGCAGUUCCAGUGAGAGUUCCCAUUCUUCUUCCUCUCAUUCUCACGGUAAAACUACACCCACCAAGACACUGCAGCCCAGCAAUCCUGCCGACAGCAAUAACCCGGAGACCCUCUUCCAGUUCUCGGACUCAGUAGCUUAGGCAUGGUAGGAGUGUAUCAGUGAUCCAUUGCACCUUUAUUCCCUCAGCAUAUGCCUGAGGCGAUCUUUUAUGCUUUUAAAAAUGUUUCCCGUUGGUCUCAUUGGAAUCUGCCUCCUAAUGAUUUUUUUCAGGAAAACCUGUUUGGUUAUCCUCAUUCAAAAGCACUGGACAGAGAAUGUUACUGUGAAUAGAGCACAUAUUACUCUUUUUAGCCACCUAGCAUGAUGCCAACAAGACUAUUCUCGAAAGAGCAAAGGUUCCUGUAAAUUUAAUUAGGGCUAGAUUUGAGCUGCUUGUAAGUCACAGGUUUUCCAGAUGUCUGCCAACAAGAAAUGACUCAUACUGUGAUGAUACCUUUUGCUUUGCCUUGUGGACAAUGUGGGUUUUUGAAAUUUGCACCCUUCAAACAAUGAUUUAUCAGAGAAAGGGGUCUGUUUUCAAAAAAGAUUCUGUAAUGAAUUUUAUGUGUGGCAUAUACUUAUUUCUUGAGAGAAGAUUUUAACUUAUUGUUUUUAUUUUAUGGUUACAUAUGAUGAUAACCUGCUAUUAUUAAACUUUUUCUAAAAAGUGAAAAAAAAAAAAA
Messenger RNA from Pan troglodytes (chimpanzee), 3060 nucleotides. It is a transcript of the gene RPS6KA5, whose product is annotated as ribosomal protein S6 kinase A5. The transcript has 17 exons. Gene Ontology annotation, biological process: protein phosphorylation; intracellular signal transduction. NCBI's taxonomy places the organism in Eukaryota, Metazoa, Chordata, Mammalia, Primates, Hominidae. The record is from RefSeq and is a predicted model, not a curated record. The coding region runs from base 306 to 2477 and encodes 723 amino acids. Gene Ontology annotation, molecular function: protein serine/threonine kinase activity; ATP binding; magnesium ion binding.